AUGAAAGUGUACAAAUAAAAAACUUAUUAUAAAUAAAAACUUAUUAGAAUAAUAUUGUUUAAUAAGUUGUAUAAAAGUUGUAUUGUAAAUGUAGUACAAUAGUAAUAAAUAAAGUAUUCUGAUAAAAAAUUUAUUAAGAAUGUCCGCAACUAAAAGAAAACAGUAUUUGUUUGAUAAAGACGUACCACUUAGUAAAUAUGCUUUAAGUGAACUUAAAAAAAUUUUGAAAAGAGAGAAGUUACAAAACAACGAAUUGCUGUCUUGCAGUAGUAGGAAUAUAAGUGACCAAAGUAAUCCUCAUGUUUUAUUGGAUGAAACGGACAAUGAUGUAAUAUCAUUAGCAUUAGACGAGUCUGUAUCGGCUAAUCAAAAUCCUAUCACAUCGGAGCAACAAUUACUGAUUAAUAAUAAUUCUAGUUUUGCCUGGAGUGACUUAUUAAGUGAUGAUGAAGAACUACAACUACCUUCAUGUACAAAGUCAACAUCAAAUAGUAUACGAGAACUUAUAAAUAAUGAGGAAUUCUUCAAUGUGUUGUCGUUGAAUGUGCAAAAAAGCCAAGCUGAAUUAUUACUGAUGUUAUUGAAAUUUUCAAUAGCAAACACCUUAUCAAUGACAGGUAUUUCUAAUUUGUUUAAACUAAUUAAUCUAGUAUGUGGCAGCGCUGUAGUACCUGAAACUCGAUAUAAAAUUGACAAAUUGUUUGAUGAUGACAUUAUUACACUACAUGGGGUAUGUCCUGCAUGUACAAAUUAUAUUGGAACAUUUCAAGAUUUUAAUUAUGUAGUAAAUUGUGCAAAUUGUGACAAACCUGUAAAUAUGUCAAAUCCAUCAAGUCAGUGUUAUUUUGCUAUAUUUGAUCCGUCAAAUGCAAUACAGGAUUAUAUAGAAACUAAUAAAAAUUAUUAUGAUUAUGUUGUAAAAGAAAGAGAGCAUGAAAAAAAUCAUAUAAAAGAUAUAUACGAUGGUGUUCUGUAUAGAAAAUUUGUUCAAAGUUUGAAAGAUUCUGAUCGCCACUCGUAUGCUACAGUAAUAUUUAACACAGACGGAGCACCAGUUUUCGAAUCGUCUACUUAUUCUAUAUGGCCUAUAUAUUUGAUUCUUAAUGAGAUUCCUAUACAGAGCAGAAUGAAAAGUGCGAUCACUGCUGGACUAUGGUUUGGCAAAGAUAAACCAAUAAUGAGCGUUUUCUUGGAUGCAUUCGUAAAUAUGAUAAAUGAUUUAUCAACAGUGGGUGUGGGUAUACCCUGUAUGAUAAAAAAUGAACGACGUAACCUGAAAAUUUUUGCAUUGGUUGCUUCUGUGGAUACUGUAGCUAGAGCACCAAUGAAUGGACCAAGUCAAUUUAAUGCAAGAUAUGGUUGUGAUUGGUGUACACAUAAAGGGCAAUAUUUUCAAGGAAGCAUGCGAUAUCCUUUUCGGAUUCCAUUACCAAAAAAUAGAGAUCAUGAUACUACAAUCAAACAUGCAGCAGAGGCAAUUGAAACAGGUAAACGUGUUUUUGGAAUCGUAACUGCUUCUCCUCUUUUAAAUUUGAAGAAGUUUGAUAUUAUAGAAGGUUUUACGCCUGACUACAUGCACUGCUAUGUAGCAGGUGUUGCAAAACAAUUUACUACAUAUAUAUUGAGACAUUUAAGAAAAGCCGAUAUCCAGUAUAUUAAUCAGUUACUUGAAGCAAUCCGUGCUCCUCACCAAAUAGGUCGAUUAACAAGAUCUCUAAAAAAUAGAAAAUACUGGAAAGCUCGAGAAUAUGAAAACUGGCUUUUGUACUAUAGUAUUCCUGUUUUAAGUGCAGUUUUGGAUAAUGCAAGGAUUUUAAAACACUGGGCUCUUUUAGUAGAUGCUUUACACAUAUGCUUAGGAACAAAUAUUACGUAUACUGAAUUGAAUCGAGCGAAUGAAAUGCUACAUGAAUUUGUAUCGAAAGCCGAAGAUCUGUACUCUUUAACUUCAUUAACAUAUAAUGUACACCAGUUACUUCAUUUGCCUACGAGUGUGUACAAUUGGGGGCCAUUGUAUUCACAUUCGACAUAUCCUUUUGAAUCAGCAAAUUGUAAAUUGCUGCAGGCCAUUCAUUGUGCUAAGGGUGUUAUCUUACAAAUAGCAAGAUAUGACAAAAUUCAAAGAGCAAUACAAAUGUUGUCUAACAGUAUAUAUAAAAUAUCUAGCAUUAAUUAUUUAGGUAAAGGAAAAAGUGCCAAUAACGACACACUUGAGAAAUUUGGUAUAUCAAAAGAUGCACGAGUUUUUCACAAAAUUAUUUAUAAAGGAUGUUUGUUUAUGACUUCAAAAAAAAAAAAUGCUCGAUCAUGCAAUUACUUUGCACAACUUGACACUGGGGAAUACGUAGAAAUAAAAUAUUUCCUAAUCAACGAUAAAAGUAAUCAAGAAUUGACUAUUUGUCAGCUAAUUAAGACAAAGCCUAAUAAGUAUUCAUCAUUUGUACAAGAAGUGUUAGAAUUUUCAAACGAAUUAUGUAUUAAUACAACCAAAAUAUCAGCAACCUGUGUAUUUAUUGAAAUAGAAACUAAAAUGUACAUAAUUGCAGUGCCGAAUCAACUAUUUUAUUAAUAACGAUCAUUAUGUGUUACUUAAUAA
Nasonia vitripennis (jewel wasp) is the source of this 2596-nucleotide messenger RNA. RefSeq lists its product as uncharacterized. The transcript is spliced from 3 exons. Lineage: Eukaryota; Metazoa; Arthropoda; Insecta; Hymenoptera; Pteromalidae. The record is from RefSeq and is a predicted model, not a curated record. The coding region runs from base 140 to 2569 and encodes 809 amino acids.